AAGAGGUAGCUAGGGUUUCCCUCUCCCUCCCUCCCUCCCCCCACCCUUCUCUUCUCCUCUCUGUGGUUGUAUAUAUUUAAGAUAGGGAUUUUCAGAUCCGCUUGCGGCCACUGCAUUUGUGUCGGUUUGAUUGAGAUUCCCAUUUUCAUCAUUCUUCCUUUCUCCCUCUCUCUCAACUUCUUUCCCCCCUUCUUUUUCCUUUCAAUCUUUCCUUUUCCCUCGGUUUUCUGAAUACCCAACCCCAACCCAGUCUUUCUCUUCACUCCAUUCCCUCUUUCUCUCUAAUCUUAUCUCUUUCUUAUCCCUUUUCUUUCCACCAUUGAUUUCCUCUUCUGGGUUUCAUUUCUUCCUUCCUUCUCAGAUCCCCUUUUCUUCUCUGAUCUCCUUUCCCCACUCUCUUCCUCUGUUUCUGAUCCAGGGUUUCCCACUUACUUACUCUUUGAUUCUGUGCUCUCUGAUCCUUUCACUCACUACCCACUUCGAGUUUUGUGUUCCUGGAAUCUGGGUUUCUCUUAGAUCUCUUUAGUAGUGGGUGUAUGAUGAUGGAUCCGAGUGAUAGAGGAUCCGAGUCGGAGGACAUGUCCGGGAAGAACUCUAGCGGGGUUUCGUCGGAGGAGAGUCAAGUGAAUGAGCAAAACAAGAAGACUUGUGCCGACUGUGGUACUUCGAAAACCCCUUUAUGGAGAGGCGGCCCGGCUGGUCCUAAGUCUCUUUGCAAUGCGUGUGGGAUCAGAAGUAGGAAGAAGAGAAGAGCGAUUUUAGGGUUGAGCAAAGGAGUUGUUGAAGAUAAGAAGAACAAAAAGAGCAGUAAUAUAAGUAGUAAUAGUAAGUUCAGAGAUAGUUUGAAACAAAGGCUUUUGGCUUUGGGUAGAGAAGUUUUGAUGCAGAGAUCUACUGUUGAAAGACAAAGGAAGAAGUUAGGAGAAGAAGAACAAGCUGCUGUGCUUCUGAUGGCUUUAUCUUGUGGCUCUGUUUAUGCUUGAAAUAACCAUUGUCGUUAUGAUCAGAAAGAACAAUAAGAGCAAAAAAAAAAGAAAAGAAAAAAAAGGUUCCAAAGCAGCAAAAUCUGACCCAGAAGUGUAUCUUCUUCAUCCAUUUUGUUAAAUCUUUCCCCAAAUAUUGAGUGAAAUUCUCUUAGUUCAUUAUUAUUAUUCCUCCUCCCCCCCUUAGGAUCUCUUCCCCUUUUUGUUGUAUUAACUAACCAUUGGUUUUUUUGGAUGUUGAAGAGUAAUGAGUAAUGUAGUUUUUUGUUAAAGAGUUGGAUAAUGAAUUUUGUUGAACAUUGUCAUUGCUGUU
Cucumis sativus (cucumber) is the source of this 1296-nucleotide messenger RNA. Its product is annotated as GATA transcription factor 16. The record is from RefSeq and is a predicted model, not a curated record. The coding region runs from base 537 to 983 and encodes 148 amino acids. NCBI's taxonomy places the organism in Eukaryota, Viridiplantae, Streptophyta, Magnoliopsida, Cucurbitales, Cucurbitaceae. The transcript has 3 exons. Gene Ontology annotation, molecular function: zinc ion binding; sequence-specific DNA binding. Gene Ontology annotation, biological process: regulation of DNA-templated transcription.